AUGGCAGUAGCAUCGGAUGACAUAGGCUUUACAAAGAGCAACAACAGACUUUUCUUUCCUACUUCACACAAUGAAGUCGAUAUGUCGCUGAAAAAGUUUGCUUCUAGCCAAGAUGACCUGGAUCCGACCCAAACAAGUACAGUCUACGCGCCAGAGGCAACGCUGCGUUUCUCAACCUAUCCGGCUAUCCUUGGAGCGAGCAAAAUUGAAGAAAUGGUAAAGGCACGGUUCGCUAGCCUCAGUUUAUUGUCUCACACGCAUCGAUAUUUUGGUGCGCCAUUUCCAAUCCUACCCUAAGUAAGGGAUGAGCCAUGCUGCGGCACUCUUCAAACGUGUCUCGGAUCCGGUCAUUCCGGGAGUUCUGAAAGUUGGUCUGUGAUUUAAUAACGUAUGGUGGCCUAUGGCGCUUGGGAUGGUGUUUGAGAAGAGCAGAGUGUACGAAACUGCGCGGCAAGUAC
Molecule: messenger RNA, 458 nt
Organism: Trichoderma harzianum CBS 226.95
Lineage: Eukaryota; Fungi; Ascomycota; Sordariomycetes; Hypocreales; Hypocreaceae
Exons: 2
Coding region: 1-297 (98 amino acids)
Source: RefSeq, a predicted model, not a curated record